CUUACGGCACAAUUACUUGGCGUAUGCGGCAGUGGCAGCAGCCAAUCUGGAGGAUGAAGUCCAUGGUCCGCCUUCAAACAAUGUACCGCCCAGUCCCGUGGAACUCAUGGUCACCAACUUGGAUCAAAGUAUUGAGCAAAGAGAGCUCAAAUCCAUCCUCAUCACCAUGUUCGAGCCUUUUAAAGUGCGUCAAAUCAACGUGUUCACCCAAUCCGAUGGCAACACCUCGGCGUCCGUGAAAAUGGCCUCCUUGGAGGACGCUCAAUUGGCCAUCAGUCGCUUGCAUCGGAGUAAAGUUGGAAAUAAGCGCAUUCUCAUCAACUACAACAACACAAACACGACCAAUCCGGCCAUUUUGAGGAAGAAAGUGAUCUCAAUCUUGAAGGAGGUCCCUGAGGGACGAUUGCAGUUGUUCAAGUUCCGUGACAUGUUCGAGAAGCGCUACGCCAGUUCCAUCGGAGUCUCGGACUUGUACAAGAUCAAAGAUGUGGUCAGCAUCACCGAAGAAGUCUCAGGUCGUAUUGUUUGUUUGAAUGCGUAUGCCAAGUACUUCAAUGACGAGAAUAACCUGGAAUCCAAGUGUCCCAUUCAUGCCCCAAGCAAUGAGGGAGAAGGAUGGGCGGAGAAAGAGGCGGGUACACAAUUGCCAAGUGUGAGCGUGUCUCUGGCUAUUCUUGGGCCAAAUUUGAAGCAAGUCUUAAAGGAGCACCAAGGCUCGGCCCCUCUCUACACCAUUCUCCAUUGCUACAACGCCAAUUCAGACUACGAUCCUCUGGAAGAGGAUUCCAUCGAUGGGGUUCCAUUGGAGCACUUGGUGUCUGCUGUGAAAGGGGUUCAAAUUGUCUCAAACUCAUCUGGGAUCAAGUCCAUCGUUCUGGUGUCCCCCGAAGAAGAGGGUGGCGGAUUAUGGGUAUACCAAGCUGAAGGAUCUCCUGGAGGCCUUGCCCAAUGUGAUCCAGAUCAUUGGCGAGGGCAGCAAGAGUGUGAUCACUCUGACUCAUCGCCAUCAAGUGAAGCGCUUCCAGUCAGACAUGCUCAAGAUCCUCAAGGGUCAACCCAAUAAACAAGUGGCUCUCUCGGAGUUUCCCAAGAUCUAAGAGAAGACAUUCAAGAAGGAAUUCCGGGUCACCGACUAUGGCGUUUGCGAUAUCGACGAUUUGCUCCACGAGAUCUCGGAGACCUCGGUGGCCGUGUCCAAGAGCGGUGAUGAUAUCAUGAUUGAGGUGCCCAAGCGUGAGCAGACCCUGGAUGAGUUGGAGCGGACUCAGACUUUUGCGGACGAGUGCAAGAAACUCCUACGACACGCCCCCGAGUGUCGGAUCGCGUUCAAUAAGUUCAUCCCGUCGUAUCAUCACCAUUUUGGCCGACAAUGCAGAGUGUCAGAUUAUGGAUUCUCAAAGUUAAUGGAACUUUUCGAGAGCAUCCCUCACAUGGUGGAUAUCACGGAGGAUUCGGAUGGCGAGCGUCUGAUCCAGCUCACGGACUCGAUCCGACUGAGUGUAGUGGGCGACCAGAUCAAGGAGCUCAUCCGAGACACGCCCAAUCAAAC
This is a messenger RNA of Tigriopus californicus, 1549 nucleotides long. Its product is annotated as meiosis regulator and mRNA stability factor 1-like. Lineage: Eukaryota; Metazoa; Arthropoda; Copepoda; Harpacticoida; Harpacticidae. The record is from RefSeq and is a predicted model, not a curated record. Gene Ontology annotation, molecular function: RNA binding.